Paramecium pentaurelia is the source of this 491-nucleotide messenger RNA. NCBI's taxonomy places the organism in Eukaryota, Ciliophora, Oligohymenophorea, Peniculida, Parameciidae. The record is from the annotation of a GenBank genome assembly.
CAAUGGAGUAUUUCCUUACAAGAUAUACAGUUUAUGGAAAUCCUUUUUAUAAUCUUAAUGCUGGUAGAGAUCAUACAGAUUGGGAGAAUCAAUCAAGAUUAAGAAAGGCUUUGAAUAGAUUUUAAUAAUCUGAAGGUAUUUAUUUAAUAUUGAUUAAUAGAGGGAUAAUUAUUACCCAAAAAGUUUACAGAUUAAUAAAUUAAAGGAAUUAGAUGGGGAUUACCUGUUGUUGGUUUAUUUGUAAAUAAUAUUCUUAAUAAUUUUAAAGUUAGGCAGAUUUAUUGGGGAUAUUUAUUGUGCUUAAACUUCUAUAUAUAUGAAGGGUAUUUUUGCAGUUGUAGGACUAACAGUUUUUAAUAAAAUUGGAAUGGAUCUCAUGAAUGAUAAUGAAAUCUCUUAUUGGACAUCUAAUUAUCCCAAAUUACCAUCAGAUAUUCAAAAGGCUCUUAGUUAUGGAGAUGCAAGAUAUACUGGAAGAUGGAUUGAUUGAU